UACAGUAGCCCUCCUUCUCUGGCACUACAGAUUCCAGCGAAAGCAAACGCGACGAAGCUGGCUGCUGCGCCUGCAAGUGCAUGCACAUCGACCUCAAGCUUUACUCACUCUCAAAACCAGUGCCACUCCGGCCAGCACCGUGCCAGUCUUGUCAGGCUAUGAAGCGUAGCUCAAGGUCAACACAAUAGACGGUGAGCUACGCACAACUCCCCUCUCCGCUUCUACGAUGUCGCGAGCCCCCAGGCGAUCAUCACCACCGUGCGCGGCCAUCCAAGUAGAUGAUCAGCACGUCUUGUACUCGCCCUGCACUACACGACGUCGCCUCCCCAUGAGCCCUCCUCGAACGUCUCUACCGUCUCCACUUGGGCCCCCUCUUAGCAAGAGCAAGGCGAGGCGAGGCAGUGGCACCGGCUGCGCACCACCGAAAGUCGAGUCCUUCACCUCCCGCUACGACGCCGCCAUGCUCACGGCUUCUUCACGGUCAACAAGUACGCAGGUCUCAAGAGUGGCUCAACGAAGGCUACCUUCCUCUCGAAGCAGCCCCAGCCUUCCUCGCACCGUCUCCUUGAACUUGUCCACUCCAAAAAUGUCCAAUGUUUUCCAGCAAAUCGCUGAGGCCAAGGCCGCCGAUGUCCGCGCCCUGUGGCCCAUUCUACACGCGAUCAAAGAGGCGUACGAGGCUCUUGGAUGGUGCAUCGACGCCGAGUACACGAUGCCAUUCUUUUCUCAGCCAGAGGCGUUCAUCAAGAUCCACGCCGAGUUUGCUGUUCCUGGUGUCUUCGCGUGGAUGGACUCGGCCCGAGACGUUCCCACUCUCCCCUUUAAGCCUCCCCUGCUCGUCAACUGGCCUCACAUGGCGACGUACCUCAAGACGCUGUUCAUGAGCAGCCCCGUCUUUUGGUUCGUCGUCAACCUCUACAAUGGCGUGACACUCAGUGGGCCCCAACGGGAGUUUGGACACUCGGCCGCUCAAGCGACGGAGACCGCGGAGGGAAAGUCAAGGCCCCCUCUCUACACGGCAUGGGACGAUGCGCACGAAGUUCUGACGCACGUCACCUUCGGUGUCCGGGACUGCAUCACCUUCCACCGCUACGCCGCCUCGGUCAUGGACAUGUCAAAGGGCAGACUUUCGGAGCUGGACCCCGUGGCCUUCACGUACGCCUACAUCGGCGCGAAGGAGCUUGCCGACUCGUUCCGCUGGCGCAUACCAAUGAGCAAGGGCAAAAAGUACGACGACUUUCUCGCUUCGAAGCUUGGCCCGCGACGCGCUGAUGUCGGAGGAGUCAAUGCCACCAACUGCUUCUCCAACGCCGUGCGGUCAUUCAUUGGUCGCCGUGACGCCCGCAGGAAGGAAGCUCCGCGUAGCGACAACGGUCAUCUCGACUUCCUGCUGCAUACCGGAGUGGGCGACAUGACUCUGGCGUGCAGGGCAAUCGUGGGGCUGAUGAGGUCGGUCGACGCUGGGUGGAACAUUAAUAUCAGGUGCGACCUCAAAGGAGCUGGCAAGGCAUGGGUCAUCGCUCUGCCGAGCUGCUUCUCGGGCGCAUCCUCGAUGCUUGAUCUUUCCACAGAAGCCGUUCACGAGCCCGGGCUGGAAAUUAUGGCGCCCGCGACGAGCGUCAGGUGCACAUUGUACCUCACGGAGCGCUCCUACGCGUCGGCUCCUCUGGCGCCUUUCAUGGGCAGGCUGGAGGAAGAAAGGGUUAUUGCGCUUCAUGACAUCCUCGUCGAGACGGACACGGCGAGCGUAGUGACCAAAUGGCCUCGCAGCGUUGCCGACGAUCAUCAAGUACGCCACACCUUCCUCAGGAUCAUCGGCGAAUACGCUGGCCAGGCGGACGUCGACGUCGUGCUGGCCCAUGCGCCGCCCCACCUUCAAGGCUGGCGCAACCAUAGUCCCGCCUCUCAGUCCGGCUCGAUGCCAUCCGCCAUGCGUCUCCUCGGCUGCUCAAUGGCUCGAGGUAGCUUUGCGCGAAUUGGCGGCGCAAAGAACGGCCGCGUCACGGUUUUCUCGGAGAACAGGCGCUCGAGCACCCAGCGAGUCCCCGCAGCCGGCGAAGCUCACUGCCUCUUGCUUUCCGUGGACGACAAGGGCGACCCAUGGUAUGCAUAUCGCCCUCUCGACGAUUAUAGGUCUGCCGUCACGUGGCAUCGCUUGAGUCUCGCGGUGAGCAAGGCCAUGCAGCUCUGCAUCAACGAGGCUAUGGCUACUUUUGGUCGCACACCGCUACAUCGCAUCGACAGGCCCCUGAGGAAGAGCAACGGGAGCGAGGAUGAAUUUCUCGACAGCUUGCUGGCCGGUGCCGACAUGGGCAAGGCGAAGACGACCUUCCUGGGCAUACAAAUACCUAUUGGCGGAUGCGCGCGGCUGGACGGUCAUGCAGACCAAGCUCGAGCUCUUCCGUCGCCUCAGCCGUGGGGCUCGCAAGGAAGACCCCUACUUCAUCGAGCUGAAGUCGAAGAAAAAUUUCUCCUGAUGGUCACUCCAUCGGGCCCCCACCACCACUACCACGAGUCGACAGACCUCGCAGCCAACGCACCGCAUCCGGGGCACCAAGCCUCAACCGCCAACUGCACCCAAGGACAUGCAGCCUGCGGGCCCACCAGGACACGCAUCCAUUGCUCAACUUCCUUGCUUGGUGCAAAGACUGUUGCGCGGGGGCAGAAGGAUGUGUUGAAGGCAUAUCGUUUGCUGCUUGCUGCCAACGCUCCCCGUCGGCCCUCCGCGGCUCGCGCCCGACCUAUUCCUCACAUGGUCAGCCCUCCCCGCCCUCUUGCUUCUGAAUUCACACCCAAUCUUAUCAUCGCUCUCGUAGCAUCAUGCACCUUUUCGCGCUAGCCUUGACUGCUUUAUCUUCCAUCGUUGUCUUCGUCGAGGCCCAACAGGGGGGCAUAGGCAAGGGGCGACCAAGCAACCCCAUCAAUCCUAAGGCGAGCACCAGACCUCUGAACCCACCCCGGGCAUGCGUGGACACCAA
Jaminaea rosea is the source of this 2978-nucleotide messenger RNA. RefSeq lists its product as hypothetical. Bases 227 to 2839 code for a protein of 870 amino acids. The record is from RefSeq and is a predicted model, not a curated record. NCBI's taxonomy places the organism in Eukaryota, Fungi, Basidiomycota, Exobasidiomycetes, Microstromatales. The transcript is spliced from 3 exons.